Cordyceps fumosorosea ARSEF 2679 is the source of this 1494-nucleotide messenger RNA. RefSeq names its product X-Pro dipeptidyl-peptidase-like domain protein. Lineage: Eukaryota; Fungi; Ascomycota; Sordariomycetes; Hypocreales; Cordycipitaceae. Gene Ontology annotation, molecular function: hydrolase activity. The record is from RefSeq and is a predicted model, not a curated record. The coding region runs from base 1 to 1494 and encodes 497 amino acids. The transcript has 2 exons.
AUGCUGCCCGAGCCCGCGUUGACAUUCACCAUCCCCAGCGUCCACGACGGGCUCCCCCUCGACUGCCGCAUCUACCACCCGGCCUCGUUGCGCGCCGAGCAGCGGCCUUCCGAAGCAUCACCAUCACCAUGGAGGCGACACGCGGCCGUGCUCGCCCACCCAUACGCGCCGCUGGGCGGCAGCUUCGACGAUCCGGUGAUUGAGGUUGCAGGUGCCAGGAUGCUCGACGAGGGUUACCUGCUGGCGACGUUCAAUUUCAGGGGAGCCGGCCACUCGGCAGGCAAGACAUCGUGGACGUCGAAAGCAGAGCGAGCCGAUUUUCAGAGCGUCAUUGCCUUCCUAGCAUACUACGUCCACCACCUGGACUCGUUUGAGAGCGCCGCAGACGACACCCGGGCCGAGGACGGCGCCAACGACCACCCUUCCUCUUCCACGCACAUGGUGAAUGGAGGACCGCCCACCGACAAUCCCACACCAACCGCCGACGACGGACGACAGCCCAUGCUCAUCAUCGGCGGCUACUCGUACGGAUCCCUCAUCGCGGCGCAGCUCCCGCCGCUCGAGACGGUCCUCGAGCCCUUCGCCGCCCCGCCGAGCGCCUCCCACGAGGCGCAGAUACGCCUGCGCGCCGCCAGCCUGGCCGCGCAGCAGAGCGCGCGCCUCAGCCUCUUCGCUCGGGAGGAGGCGCUGCUGCUGCUGCUGCCGCGCACGGCGCACGCCCCGCGGAGCCCCUCGAAGCGCGGCGGCAUCCGCGUCGGCGGCGACGAGGGCGACCUGAGCCCGGGGCGGCGCAGCGCAGACGGUGGUGGCGGCCGCCGGAGCCGGAGCGUCGAGCUCGAGGGGAGGCUGCACGAGCUCGCCGCCAAGACCAGGUCGAGCCUGACGGCGCCGCGCCGACGCGUGGCCUCGAACAUUGGCACCGCCACCACUCUGGACAGGGUCCCGGAAGAGAAGCGUCACGGUCACGGCCGGAUUUCGACCUCGGCAACCACCGAUGGAGAAGAACCUGGUGACCAGGACGAAGGGGAAGCGUCGCCCGCGCAGGGCCGUCUGCCUCGCCUCGCCGGCUUCGCGACCCCGCGGCAGGCGUACGUGCUGCUGUCGCCGAUCCCCGGCCUCGCGUCGCACCUCGUCACGCUGAGGGUGCUCCCCGGCGCGCUGUCGCGGCGCUCGUGGUGGUGGUGGUGGUCGCCGCCGCGGCCGCCCGAGGAGGACGGCUGCGACGACGCCGCCGAGGCCAAGCUUGUGUGGCACCCGACGCUGGCGGUCCGCGGCGGCGCCGACGCGUUCGUGCUGCCGUACAAGGGCCGUGAGUGGAGCGCCCGGCUGGCGGGCGCGCCUAGGUCGCGGUUCCGCGGCGUGGAGGUGCCGACGGCCGGCCACUUCUGGGCCGAGGAGGGCGUGCUGGACAGGCUGCUCGGCUUGGUGGGAGAGUUUGCGCGCGGCUUGGCCGCCGGGGACGGCGAGGGGGACGUUGAAGGUCCGGGGCAAUGA